This is a messenger RNA of Spodoptera littoralis (African cotton leafworm), 1632 nucleotides long. The record is from the annotation of a GenBank genome assembly. Lineage: Eukaryota; Metazoa; Arthropoda; Insecta; Lepidoptera; Noctuidae.
AUGCCGCUGCCGAAACGCUGCGUGGAGCCCGUGCAUGUGUCACGCGGCACGGUCCCCGAGCGGCUCCAGGUCCCGUCAGAACUUGAAGCUGUCACCAAUGGCACGCUCGCUAACACUGUCAGGCAAUUGUCAUCGCUGUCCAAGCAUGCGGAGGACAUGUUCGGGGAGCUGACACGGGAGGCGACGAACCUGGCUGAACGUACGAACGUGUUGCAGGCUAGGAUAGACCGACUCGCUAUCAAGGUUACGCAACUCGAUUCUGGAGUGGAGGAAGUAUCACUACAAGACAUACAGAUGCGCAAGGCGUUCCGGUCAGCGCGGUCCUUCCAGCAACAGUUGUUCUCGCGCAACUCUAUGCCGUCGGCCAUGUUGUCAACGUACGCGCGAUGCGACCGACCCCCGCCGCUUGAAAUGCUCAACGAGUUCAGAGAUGAUGGCAGAGACGCAAGGAAGUUCUACACAGAUCCUGACUACUUCUUCGAAUUAUGGAGACGAGAGAUGCUUCAAGAUACUGAACGUAUUCAGCAUGAUCGGGGGAAGAAGGUCCGUCAGCCCCGCAGCGGUGGUAACGCAGAAGGCCGAGGCGCGCGCCGCGUCCGGCCGCCGCACUCCACGCGCGACCGCCUCAAGGAGGCCGCCGUCACCCGCGGCGAGCACAUCAUGGCGCCCAGCCAACUCAGGCACUACAACAUCGAACCACAUUACAAACCCGAUCCUGUCUAUCAGACGACGAAUAUAUCGGACGGUGGGUACAGAGUAUCACAGAAUCGGCCGCCGUCAGUACAACCGGCGCGACCCAACUCCAUCGAGAUUGAGAACACACAGAAUAGACAGCCUAGGAUAACUGGGAACGGACAUGUUGUAGUGGCAGAGGAGAGUCCGUACGGCUCAGUAGGCGGCGAGCCCAUCUACGGCGGCAGCGGCGCCGGCACCCCGCGGCGGGUGCGGCCCAGCGUGCCCCCGCCCGCGCCCCCCGCGCCCGCCGCGCCCCCGCACGCGCCCCCGCACGCCGCCUCGCCCCCGCCGCUACACACCCCCACCAGGUCUGCGUUGCCCCCACCGCCCCCGCCCCCCGAGGGCUCGGUGUCCCCGCCCAUGAUGAACGGCGCGUCCCCGCCACACCGCACCGCGCUCGAUGCUCAUCUCGACCACAUGCACGCCGUUAUAGGUAUGAUGUCGUCAGAGGAGGCAGACGGUGGACUGAGCGCGCUAGGUGCGCUGGGCCCCGGCGGACACAUUGCGCCCCCCGCGCCGCCCGUAGCGCCCGCGCCCCCAGCCGCUCCCCCCUCCCCUCCGCCGCCGCCCCCCGCCGAGGACCGGCCGCGGCCCCCCUCGCCCGGUGCCUUGCUACGUGGAGCAUCUGCUCUCAAACCACCGCGCCCUACACCCGAUCCUCAACCCGACCCCAGAUCCGACUUGUUGAAGGCCAUUCGCGAUGGUAUAAAACUUCGCAAAGUGGAGAAACGCUGCGACGAGAAUACGGGACGGUACGACACGUUGCGGGGCGCGCCCGUGUUCCUAGACGUAGCCAGCAUCCUAGCGCGGCGCGUCGCCGUGGAACUGAGCGACACCAGCUCGGGCGCGGACUCUGACUCCGACGACUCCGACCAGUGGACCGAGUCCCGCGCGUGA